Haliotis rufescens (red abalone) is the source of this 1728-nucleotide messenger RNA. Its product is annotated as bis(5'-nucleosyl)-tetraphosphatase [asymmetrical]-like. Gene Ontology annotation, molecular function: bis(5'-nucleosyl)-tetraphosphatase (asymmetrical) activity. NCBI's taxonomy places the organism in Eukaryota, Metazoa, Mollusca, Gastropoda, Lepetellida, Haliotidae. Gene Ontology annotation, biological process: ATP biosynthetic process; AMP biosynthetic process. The record is from RefSeq and is a predicted model, not a curated record. Bases 105 to 536 code for a protein of 143 amino acids. The transcript is spliced from 2 exons.
GAUUUACACCAAUGAACCGCAAUGUUCGAAGUUUUAGGUUGUCGCUUUGACUUACCUGCUCUUACAUCAGUAACUGUUGCUGCGGUUCGGGGCGCAUAGGGAACAUGACAUCUAAUGUUGUUGUUGCAGCGGGGUUGAUCAUAUUUAGACGUUUUGAAAAUCAAGUGCAAUAUUUACUACUGAAAGCAUCUUAUGGAAGCAGACACUGGACACCGCCUAAAGGUCAUGUUGACCCAGGAGAGGGAGAAUUUGAAACUGCCUUACGAGAAACAGCAGAGGAAGCAGGAUUAGCAAAGGAUCAAAUGAACAUUUAUGAAGACUAUCAGAAAACAUUAAACUAUGAUGUACGAGGGAAGCCCAAAAAAGUUGUGUACUGGCUUGCUGAGUUGAAAAAGCCAGAUGACCCUGUGACCUUGUCAGAAGAGCACACAGACUAUAAAUGGUUGCCGGUGGACAAAGCUUGUGACACGGCCAGGUUCAGAGAGAUGCAAAAUGUCCUUUGUGAUGUGGAUCUGUACUUGAAAUCGAGAAACUAAUCAUAUUGCAAGACAUAGCUACAGUCAUAAUUUUGUAUUUUCAACAUGUUUCUCACCAAAGCUCAUUUUGCAAUUUUGCAGCAUCAGGUCUUUUCAAGAAGGCAGAGAAAGAUCAUGUUUAAAGAAUAUUUUCCAAUAUUUGAGAAAUAUUAUAUUAAUAAUAGUGCCAUUACAUCUGAAGAUUUACAUGUCAUUCAACUAUUUUUAACUAUGUUUAAUUUAUUCAUGCAGUUUCAUGUUCGCGAUUUUUACUUUGGAUUUUAAUUAUUGUAUCAAAAACAUGUGAUUAGGGUUUGUGAAAUCAAGACUGUGGAUGCCAACUUUUUACAAUAAUCUUUCAAGCUUAAUUCUUACCCUAAGAGAUAAUUGGAUCACAUUGAUCCAUGAAUGGAGAUUCCCUGGAUAACAGAGGAUGGCCCACAGUAGACUUUUUGAACAGAUGUAUAUAUAUAAUCAGUAAAACCUUGUUUUCUUGACCCCAUUAUCUCAAAAGUACCGAUACGUCGACCACCUUAGUCUAUAAUGUUCAUGCCAGGUUAUCUUAAAUGUCCACACAGUAUACUGACUCCAGUCCUUGUUUUAGCCCUUUAAUGCCGAACGCCAGACAAGGUCACAACAAUUACCAGUUUUUAAUGUCUUUUGGUAUCACGCGGCCGGGGAUCGAACCCAGGACCUUCCGCUAUCCAGGCAGACGCUCUACCACUAGACCAGGGAGGCGGUCCUGCUUGGUUUGAGAGAACAGGUUGCAACUGUACAUCUGUUUGUUAAUAUUAAACUGCAGAUGCUGACGUUUUUAUUCAUAUGAUAUUGUCAAGCCACUUCAAGCACCUAUUGAGGAAGAAUUUAUGAAUGUUAAAUCUACAACUUAAAUGGGCUGUGGGGUAGCCUAGUGCUUGAAGCAUCCACUCAUGAAGACUGGGGUUCGAAUUCCUAUAUGAGUACAAAGUCCAUUUCUGGGGUCCACUGCUGUGAUAUUGCUGGAAUAUUGCUAAAAGCAGAGUGAAAUUAGACUCGCUCACUCACAACAGGAAAUGUAUCCUGAAUCGAAAUAUUGUAAAUUGAAUGGUGCAGAAUCAACUUAAUAUUAAUAUUAUUUUGGCCUAAUACUUCACAAUACAUCUUGUAUAUCACUGCAGAGAUAUAUGUGAAUCCUUACGCAAUGAAUUGACAAUUCUGUUAGUUAGGCGGAACC